UUUUGAUGUCUAAGUUAAACAUUUAGUAAGUAAAUGACUGAGUUAAUUAUGCAAUUGACUCUAAUAUGAUGUGAGAAAUCACAUACGUCAAACAAACCAAACACGCACACAUACAUACAAUUCUCCAACAUGCGAGGAGGUUACUUCUUCCUCUUCUUCUUGUUCAUCACAAUCUCAACCUCUACAGUCACAGACACGUUAACCUCAUCACAAAUUCUCAGAAGAAAUCAGACCCUUCAGUCUCUUAAAGGAUCAUUCGUUCUUGGUUUCAUCUCACGAACAUCUUCCAACAUUUAUUUAGCCAUAUGGUACAAAGACAUCCCAGACACUGUUGUUUGGGUCGCUAACAGAGACAACCCUCUUCAAAAUUCAACAGACAGCUUUCUCAAAAUCACUGACGAUGGAAACAUAGUACUUCUCAAUUCAUCAUCAGUUUCCAACAACAACAACAACAACCUCGUUUGGUCUUCGAAUCAAACGAAUGCGAAAAACCAGGUUCUUGUUCUUCAGCUAUUAGAUACUGGAAACUUAGUACUCAGAGAAACAAACGUGAAUGAUCCAACAAAAUAUCUAUGGCAAAGCUUCGAUCACCCGACAGAUACUUUGUUACCAAACAUGACCAUGGGUUGGAACAUCAACGACAAAACUGAAAAGUACUUAACAUCAUGGAAGAUCACAGGUGAUGAUCCUUCAUCAGGAGAUUAUUCAUUCAAAGUUGAUUUUCAUGGUUUACCAGAAGUUUUCCUGCGGAAUGAUGAUACCAUAAUAUACCGAAGUGGACCUUGGAAUGGUGAAAGAUUCAGCGGUGUACCAGAGAUGCAAAAUAGCACAGAUUCAAUAGUUUUUAGUUUCACAUCAAACAAACACGGUGUGAACUACUCAUUUUCGAUUGGAAAUAAGUCGACUUUUUCGAGACUUGUAGUGAAUUCUAAUGGUCAACUUCAACGUUUAACUUGGGUUCAGAGUAACAAAACAUGGACAACGUUUUGGUAUUCACCUAAAGAUCAAUGUGAUGAAUACAAAGAAUGUGGUCCUUAUGGUGUAUGUGAUUCCAACGCUUCGCCAGUUUGUAAAUGCAUGAAAGGCUUCCGUCCUAAGAAUAAGCAAUUUUGGAAACUGAGAGAUGGAUCUGAUGGAUGUGUGAUGGAUAAGGAUUUGGAUUGCGACAGUGAUAAAUUUUAUCGAAUGGAGAAUGUGAAGUUGCCUGAUACAACGUCGGUGUUUGUGAACAGAACAAUGGAUAUUGAUGAAUGUGGUGAAUUGUGUCAUAGGAAUUGUUCUUGUACUGGUUAUGCUAAUAUUUAUAUAAGUAAUGGAGGAAGUGGUUGUGUUACGUGGAGUGAUGAACUUAAUGAUAUUAGAAGUUAUCCUGAUGGUGGACAAGAUCUCUUUGUUAGAUUAGCAGCUUCUGAGCUAGAUGAGAAUAGAGAUGUAAAAAGAAAUGUUAAAGCAAUCAUCAUAGCUACGGUCAUAGCAGCAACAUUUAUUGUUGUCAUUUGUACCUAUUUCUUAUGGUCACGAGCUUCUAAAUAUUCAGGGAAAACCAAUCAAGAAAUUGAAGUUAAAGUUGAGGACCUUCCUAUAUUUGAAUUCAAAAACAUUUUAACAGCAACAAAUAAUUUUGAUUUAGCUAACAAGAUUGGCCAAGGCGGUUUCGGUUCAGUGUAUAAGGGAGAAUUGCCUGAUGGAUUAGAAAUAGCAGUAAAAAGGCUUUCGAAAGCUUCAGGACAAGGACAAGAAGAAUUUAUGAAUGAAGUGAUUGUAAUUUCGAAGCUUCAACAUCGAAAUCUUGUAAGACUUUUAGGUUGUUGCAUCAAAGGGGAAGAAAAGAUGUUGGUCUAUGAAUACAUGCCUAAUAACAGUUUAGACUUUUAUUUAUUCGAUCCAAUACAAAAGCAGGUUUUAGAUUGGCAAAAACGAUCAUACAUAAUUGAAGGAAUCUCCCGAGGAUUGCUUUAUCUUCACCGAGAUUUAAGAUUAAGAAUAAUACAUCGAGAUUUGAAGCUAGGUAAUAUUUUAUUGGAUGGGAAUUUGAAUCCAAAAAUAUCAGACUUUGGCAUGGCCAAAAUCUUUGGAGGCACCGAAAAUGAGGGAAAUACAAGAAGAAUCAUGGGAACAUAUGGAUACAUGUCUCCUGAAUAUGCAAUGGAAGGAUUAUUUUCAGAAAAAUCCGAUGUAUUUAGCUUUGGAGUUAUGCUCCUCGAAAUAAUAAGUGGUAAAAAAAAUACAAGUUUCUAUAAUCACGAAGAAGCAAUCAGCCUUUUAGGAUACGUAUGGAAACUAUGGAAGAAAGGGGAGAUAGUAUCUUUGAUAGAUUCAGAAAUAUAUAAUCCAAAUAAUGUGGAUCACGUUUUAAGAUGCAUUCAUAUUGGACUUCUUUGUGUGCAAGAAACUGCAAAGGAGAGACCUACCAUGACAAAAGUUGUUUCAAUGCUUAAUAAUGAUAUUGAUAAAUUUCCUCGUCCAUGUCAACCUGCAUUCGUUGAAAGACAAAUUGAGGAUAGAGGAGAAUCAUCUCAACAAGUUCGUGUCUUGAGUUCGUUGAAUGAUGUCACUGUCACAAGCUUGCAUGGCAGGUAAUUAGCGGACACAUACGAUGCCAUGGUUGAAAUAACUACAUUUUUUAAACAAUAACAAUAUUGGUUCCUUAAGACUUUAAACUAAUAUAUAAAUUUCUAUGGUAAAUAUCUCUGAAAUCUACCUGCCUAAGCAACAAGACAUGUACGCUUGGCUGUAGUGUAGAAUGAUUAUUACUGGAAAUAUGAGUGUGGCAUUGAAUAGA
Messenger RNA from Vicia villosa (hairy vetch), 2782 nucleotides. Its product is annotated as receptor-like serine/threonine-protein kinase SD1-8. The transcript has 7 exons. The record is from RefSeq and is a predicted model, not a curated record. The coding region runs from base 130 to 2580 and encodes 816 amino acids. Gene Ontology annotation, biological process: protein phosphorylation; recognition of pollen. NCBI's taxonomy places the organism in Eukaryota, Viridiplantae, Streptophyta, Magnoliopsida, Fabales, Fabaceae. Gene Ontology annotation, molecular function: protein serine/threonine kinase activity; ATP binding.